AUGUGUGAGGCUCCAUCACUAAUCCGUACUUGCGAUGUAGUAGAGCGUCAACAAACAUCUUCUUUUCCUGCAUUCGCAUUUCUAUACCUUGUUUCUGGUUCUGAUUACAUCUGCUCCCAUUACAUGGCCCUCACCCCGCUGCGAAUGAUCCAGAAGAAUCGCAUCCAUCAAAUGGCCUCACAUCUUGCUGCCAGUGCCGGGUACGGCACACUGGCCACCAUACCUAAGUCUAGCACCUUCACGUCCAAACUGGCGCCCGACCCUGCAUUUGAAACGCCCCUGGCCUCUCAUAGUGCGCCACGGGAGACCCUCGGCCCGCGGCUCGUGAAAGGCGCGAUGUAUACGUAUGUUCGGCCCGAAACUGCUGAAGAACCGGAGCUUCUAGGCCGCGCCAUCAGUCUCGGCGAGUUGACAAAUCCUAGCACAAACGUGCGCUAUGAACUGCAACUCAAGGGGGCAGGACGCACACCUUACUCUCGCUUCGCGGAUGGCAAGGCGGUUCUGCGUUCGAGUAUCCGAGAAUACGUAGUAUCCGAAGCUCUGCAUGCUCUCGGUAUCCCGACCACGAGAGCACUAUCCCUUACACUUCUACCACAUUCUAAAGUGCUGCGCGAGCGCAUCGAACCUGGCGCUAUAGUUGCUCGAUUUGCGCAAAGCUGGCUUCGAAUCGGAUCCUUUGACAUUCUGCACUCUCGCAACGAGCGAGACAUGAUCCGGAAACUGGCAACCUUCGUCGCCGAAGACGUUUUCCCGGGCUGGGAGUCUCUGCCGGGUGUAGUUGUUUUGCCAGAUGACUCCAAAACAGAAGCAGCGGCAGCAGCAGCAGACGAAAAUAUAGAUGAGCCGAAGCGAGGCAUCCCCGCAUCCUCUAUCCAAGGCCAGCAAGGCCAAGAAGAAAACCGGUUUACCAGAUUAUACCGAGAAAUCGUGCGCAGAAACGCAAAGACGGUAGCCGCCUGGCAAGCCUACGGGUUCAUGAAUGGCGUUCUCAACACCGACAACACCUCUAUAUUCGGGCUGUCGAUGGACUACGGCCCCUUCGCCUUCAUGGACAAUUUCGACCCAUCCUACACGCCAAAUCACGACGACCACUAUCUCAGAUACUCCUACAAAAACCAACCAUCAGUCAUAUGGUGGAACCUCGUCCGCCUCGGCGAGGCAUUUGGCGAACUCAUCGGCAGCGGCGAGACAAUCGACGACGAAACCUUCAUCACCAAGGGCGUAACCCAAGAAUUCGGAGAACUCCUAAUCGCCCGGGCCGAAAAGCUCAUCACCCGGACCGGCGAGGAGUACAAAGCCGUCUUCAAAAAUGAAUACGUCCGCUUAAUGGGUCGACGAUUGGGUCUGCGCACGCGCCAGGAAUCAGAUUUCCAAGUCCUCUUCUCCGAUUUACUGGAUACAAUGGAGGAGCUGGAACUAGACUUCAACCAUUUCUUCCGCCGUCUUUCUGCCGUGCCCAUCGCCGCAUUGGAGACGGAUGCACAGAGAGUCGAGGCCGCAAAACUGUUUUUCCAUAACGAGGGCGUCAGUGCGGCUGGCAACACGGAGGAAAGCGCCCAGAAACGCAUUGCGAAGUGGCUGGGGUCAUGGAGGGAGCGGAUUCGCGAGGAUUGGGAGGAUAAAGAUGACGAGCGAAGGAUCGAGUUUAUGAAGUCUGUGAAUCCAAAGUUCCUUCCGCGCUCCUGGAUCCUAGACGAAGUCAUCGACCGCGUAGAGCACAGGGGCGACCGCGAAAUCCUCGGACGCAUCAUGACAAUGGUUCAGGACCCGUUCAAGGACGAAUGGGGAUUGGGACGUGAGGAAGAAGAGCGGUUAUGUGGUGACGUGCCGCGGUUCAAGAGGGCUAUGAUGUGUAGUUGUUCUUCUUAA
Molecule: messenger RNA, 1869 nt
Organism: Talaromyces atroroseus
Lineage: Eukaryota; Fungi; Ascomycota; Eurotiomycetes; Eurotiales; Trichocomaceae
Exons: 4
Coding region: 1-1869 (622 amino acids)
Source: RefSeq, a predicted model, not a curated record